This is a messenger RNA of Macadamia integrifolia, 1328 nucleotides long. Its product is annotated as nuclear transcription factor Y subunit C-3-like. The transcript is spliced from 2 exons. Gene Ontology annotation, biological process: regulation of DNA-templated transcription. Gene Ontology annotation, molecular function: DNA-binding transcription activator activity, RNA polymerase II-specific; protein heterodimerization activity; DNA binding. NCBI's taxonomy places the organism in Eukaryota, Viridiplantae, Streptophyta, Magnoliopsida, Proteales, Proteaceae. Bases 303 to 1094 code for a protein of 263 amino acids. The record is from RefSeq and is a predicted model, not a curated record. Gene Ontology annotation, cellular component: nucleus.
GAUCAGACCGCACUUUUGGUCUCUUUUUAACAGAUGAAACCCAUAAAAACACUCAAAAGGAUACAUAAAAGAGUUGAACUAAUUGACGCAGUCAUCUCGAUUUCUUCAGACUUCUCCUCUUUUCUUCUUUCUCUCUCCAGAUUUCUCUUUGUUUUUAACUUUCCAGAUUAUUUGAUCAGUGAAGUUUCCUUUCUUUUAGGGUUUCCAUAUAGGUAAGAAAGGUGAGAAACUCUAGUCAGUAGCACGAAUUGAAUGGCAUCUGUCUGAACUCUGAACAAGACACAGAAUUUCUGAUUACUACAAUGGAUCAGCAAGCUCAUGGACAGCCCCCCGUCAUGGGAGUAGUUGGUAGUGGAGCUCAAAUGUCAUAUGGUGCAAAUCAAUAUCAACCUAACCAAAUGCUUGGGGCCUCUGGAUCAAUUGUUCCAAAUGUACAGUCUCCCACUCAGCCAGCAGGUUUCACGGCCUCCCCUGCUCAGCUUGCACAACACCAACUUGCAUAUCAGCAUAUCCACCACCAGCAGCAACAGCAAUUACAGCAACAACUCCAGUCUUUUUGGACUGGUCAGUACCAAGAAAUUGAACAGACAACUGACUUCAAGAACCAUAGCCUACCACUGGCAAGGAUCAAGAAGAUCAUGAAGGCUGAUGAGGAUGUACGAAUGAUAUCUGCAGAGGCACCUGUCAUAUUUGCCAGGGCCUGUGAGAUGUUCAUCUUGGAGUUGACACUGCGUUCAUGGAAUCAUACGGAGGAGAACAAGCGGCGGACACUCCAGAAGAAUGACAUUGCAGCAGCGAUCACAAGGACUGACAUCUUCGACUUUCUGGUUGAUAUUGUGCCAAGAGAGGAUCUGAAAGAUGAGGUACUUGCGUCAAUGCCCCGAGGGGGGACACUGCCUGUUGGAUGUCCAACAGACCCUCUUCCAUAUUACUAUAUGGCACCUCAACAUUCACCCCAGAUUGGAACUCCAGGGAUGAUCAUGGGUAAACCUAUGGUGGAUCAGGCAAUGUAUUCUCAACAGCCUCGUCCUCACAUGUCUCAGCAGAUGUGGCCUCAACCACCACAGCAGCAACAACCACCCUUGGAUUCUUGAGUGGGAGGACGGUAAAACACCUUUCAAGUGGAUUUCUAUAAUCUGUUAGUGAUUAGUUUUGGAGAAUAGUGCGAGUAACCAACUAUAUUUUCAUUUGCUUUGGCUUGGGGGGGUACAUAUGCGACUCGGAUGGCUAAUACAAGCUCAUAUGAAAGAGUUUGGCAUUUGGCUUUUUGUCCAAUGGCUUUACCUUGUGCUAUGUUUAGAUAAUUAAUUCCCUUCUGUAUUUCGGUA